AUGUUCCGCUUUGUAUCUGCAAGACAGCCUCUGGCGUUGGUGGCUGCCUCAUCGCUGCGCUUCCAGUCCAGCCCCGCCACAUCUGCAAUGAACCCAAACCGGCGCAAUCAAAACCGCCGGGGCUUCACCUCUACAAGCUCACUGCCCAAGUUCGAGAUACAUGACGUGCGCGAUGACCCGGAGCACGGGAGCAUGACCCGUGUGUCAGUCGACGGCAAGCACCUGCUCGUCUCCCAAUUCCCGCAGCUUGGCCCUCGCAACGCCGACCCGAACGACACUACACCGCAGUUUGACAGGGAGCGUCGCAUCUCGAUGCGCUUCCGCCACAUAGACCUCGCUGGCUUCGUCAGCGUCGUCGAGGACCGCGUCCCAAGUCAUCAUGUCAAGAACAACGCGUUCGACAUGGCGUUUGAGAAAACAGCGAAGGGCUACGUCUUGAAGGGUCAGGUGCACCGAAGUAACUCGCAAGCCAACGAGGAGUGGGCGGUUCGAUUUGAGAAUCAGUUUGCCGUGACGAUGGAGCACUUUCUCGAGAGCGCGCUGACGGAGAGCUUCGGCUUUGCCCAGCACCAACGGAUCUUGGCGAGAGGGGAUAGUCUCCCGAGCGACAGAAUUAGGAGCAACCAGGACCGCAACAGAAACCCAAACCGAAAUCAAAACCGCCGUCGCAACAGCGGCAACAGCAACGACGAUAACCAAGGGAACUGA
This is a messenger RNA of Leishmania braziliensis MHOM/BR/75/M2904, 708 nucleotides long. Its product is annotated as mitochondrial RNA binding protein 1. Gene Ontology annotation, biological process: regulation of DNA-templated transcription. The record is from RefSeq and is a predicted model, not a curated record. Bases 1 to 708 code for a protein of 235 amino acids. Gene Ontology annotation, molecular function: DNA binding. The transcript has a single exon. Lineage: Eukaryota; Euglenozoa; Kinetoplastea; Trypanosomatida; Trypanosomatidae.